UGAUUUUCCUUAAGUGCACAAAAUAAUAUUAUAUAAGGAUCUUGCAGCGCAUUGUAUGCUUUUCCCAAUCUAUUGUGUUUCCCCUUGGAUCCUUUUUCUCACCAAUGACAAUACAAGUCGUCGAGGUUUCCCGAGUCACCCCGGCUCCUGGCUCUGCUAACUCGCUCACAAUCCCGUUGACUUUCUUCGAUCUACCGUGGCUAGUGUUCAACCCAGUCACGCGACUCUUUUUCUACGAGCUCUCCGAGUCGUCGUCUCGCGAGCAUUUCCACUCCUUCAUCGUCCCUAAGCUCUCCCUCUCCCUCUCCCACGUCCUCCGAGACUACCUCCCUCUCUCCGGCCGCAUCACAUGGGACCCAAACGAGCCCAAACCUAGCAUCGUCGUCUCUCGAAACGACGCCGUCUCCUUGACCGUCGCUGAAACUGACGCUGACUUCUAUCUUCUCUCCAGCUAUGGACUACGUCCAGCUUCCGAGUUGCACACCUUACUUCCCGAGCUACCUGUCUCCGAGGACUCAGCCACUGCCCUGUCUCUUCAAGUCACGUUGUUCCCGGGCCGAGGAUUCUCCAUCGGCGUCGCCGCACACCAUGCCGUUUUAGACGGAAAAACGUCAACCAUGUUCAUCAAAGCUUGGGCUCACCUUUGCAAACAAGAAAACGGAGGAGCCGUUGUCUCAUUACCGGAGACUCUAACUCCGUCUCUUGACCGGUCGUUGAUCAAAGAUCCAACGGGAAGACUCGACGAGGAGAUGGUCAAGAUCGUGAGGUCUCUGAAACGAGACGAAACCAACUCGGGGAGCAGAAGCCUGAGCCCUAUCCCCGCAUGGGUAAGCGGAGACGACGUCGUCUUCGCCACGCUCGUGCUGUCACGCGGCGACGUGGAGAGACUCCGGGAGCGAGUCAAGAACGGGAGCCAGCUCCAUCUGUCGACGUUCGUCAUCUCCUACGCUUACAUAUGGACGUGCCUCGUGAAGGCGCGUGGAGGAAACAUGGAGAGACCCGUGAGUUUCCUCUUCGUUGGAGAUUUCAGAGAGCGGCUCGACCCGCCUCUCCCCUCGACGUACUUCGGGAACUGCAUGUUUCCGGCGGGUAGCUACAACAGCUACACGGCGGCGGAUUUUGAGGGAGAGGGAGGGUUCGUGACGGCGGUGGAGAUCCUCAGCGGUUUGGUGAGAGGGUUGAGUUCGAAAAAGAUAGAGACGGUAGCUGAAGAGUUCAAGAUUAGUUUUGAUUGCUUGGGCGUGACGUCACAGUUCGGGUCGUUAGCCGGGUCGAACCGGUUGGGUGUGUACGAGUCGGAUUUCGGGUGGGGAAGACCGGUUAAGGUUGAUGUUGUGUCCAUUGAAGGAGAGAGACUGUCAAUGGCAGAGACACGUGAUGAAUCAGGUGGCAUCGAGAUCGGAAUGUGCAUGAAGAAGGCUGACUUGGACAUUGUCCUUACUUUGUUCAACAGUGGUUUACUAGACUAAUAAACUCUGUUUUGUUUCAUACAAAACUUUUUCAAAUAAGGUUUUAAGCUCAUUGAGUUGUUUCUUGUCUCCUGUGAUAUUUUUGAUUAUUACUCCAAACCAUAAUAAGUGUUAUUGAUAUGGUUAUUACAACAAA
This is a messenger RNA of Raphanus sativus (radish), 1605 nucleotides long. Its product is annotated as phenolic glucoside malonyltransferase 2-like. The record is from RefSeq and is a predicted model, not a curated record. The transcript has a single exon. NCBI's taxonomy places the organism in Eukaryota, Viridiplantae, Streptophyta, Magnoliopsida, Brassicales, Brassicaceae. Bases 105 to 1469 code for a protein of 454 amino acids.